CCAUUCAUCCUCCGAUAACUGGUCAAUGUCGAUUUGGCAAGUUUCGCGGGCCGUUUCUACGGGUUUCCCGGGACAGUCUACUGCCGUCAAAACCGUCUCAUCGGUCGUGCUGUCGAACCUGACUCCAAAUACGUCCCGUACAUCCCGUUUGUUUGUCGGUCGGUUGCGCGUGCAGUAGAGCGCCACGCGCUGUAUUCGUGAUCGUUUUCUGUUCUGUAUCGGAGCUAGGUUUGUCGCUGACUGCUCGCGAGCCUGUCGUAUGGAAAGGGAACGAUACAGAUAUCGAGUAAGAGAUACAGAAAACUUCAUCGGAGGUCUUGUCAACAAGGUAACCUUAAGCAUCUUUUGCAAAUAUGUGAGGCUUUCAUCCGUGAUGGGUGAAUAGCUCACACAAAACCCAUCAUCGUCCGCUUUGUACGCUUUCAAAGAGAAAGUCUAUAAAAAAAUAGAAUUAAUCCGAUAUGUUGAACGAACGACAACGGCUCACAACAAUGGUGGAUCGGUUAAGGGAUGUUUACCCUUUUCGAUUGUCUUCCUAGCAAGCACAAAAGAGCUUUUAUCGCCAUCGUGCCGUAAAACGUCUGAACUGGAUCACGAUUGAAAAAUGAUUAAACUCGUAACCAUCGCAUGCAUUAACAUCAAUGACUACUCGAACCAAUAUCCCAGAAAUGUGCAUUUCUCAGUGGGUACUAUGAUACGCUCAGUGACUACUAAGAUUCACGACAUCAACAAUCAGGGUUUUCAAUUUGCUUGUGUUGUUAGGUCUGUGGAGGGAAAUGAUAGAUUCGGGAAUUGUAAUUCAUUUUAGAGUAGUUUAGUUCGUUUUCAGUUUUGGAAGUAGAUGAAGCUAAAAGAUAACUUUUACAUACUUUUGGAUGUGGAAUUUUUAAACGAAUCAACACAUUCCUAUACCGAGGAGACGCUAUUCUUAGAGACACAGGAUUACGAGCUUCAUUUGAGUGAAUUGGAAGAAGAAGCAGACGAAGAAGAAAAUGCCGACGAAGACAAUGAUGGAGAGGAUCUGGACGAUAAAGACAAUCCCGACAUUGGUCAGAUUAACGGUGAAGAAUGUCAUCAAUCAAUACGGCGGCUGUUAAGAAUCCUAAAUGCGAAAACGGAUCUGAAUUUGCCCACCAAAGAUCCCCCCACUUUAUUGGGCACCCUUCGUAACCGUGCAACGAUGUCUAAUAUUGGAGAAGGAAAAUGUUGGUACCACGGAAUUAGUCAUGCUUUAACGAAGGAGCUACAAAAAUAUACAAACGUACCAGAUCAUCUUCAUUACGACAUUAAUAUAGACGGCCUCCCUCUGCAUAAAAGGUCAAAAACGCAUAUUGUUGAAGAUAGUAGGAGAGCCAUUUGUGCCUGUACUAAUCGUCGGAAGCUAUUGCGGUGAAUCGAAGCCGUAAAGCAAUGAGCCGUUCCGACGUCCGUUGGUUGAGAAGAUAAAUUCUUUGCAAACAACGGGUCUGCAGUUGAAUGAUGCCACAGUAAAGGUAUCUGAAGAAUUCGCGGAGUUGCGGAUAGAUGUGUGUUGCAAUAGCUAUCAAACGUCGUAUUCAGAUUCGAAAUUCGAAGAGAGUUAUAAUUAUGUUUUCUGCCCUAUUUAUAAACUUUCUUAUGAUUGUCCCCCACGCGAGCGACACUAAUCCCUACUCACUGUAUCCUUGAAAUAUUUCAUGCAUCAUA
Molecule: messenger RNA, 1686 nt
Organism: Anopheles stephensi (Asian malaria mosquito)
Lineage: Eukaryota; Metazoa; Arthropoda; Insecta; Diptera; Culicidae
Exons: 2
Coding region: 842-1393 (183 amino acids)
Source: RefSeq, a predicted model, not a curated record